AUGGCUAUUCAAUAUCUCAUUCUGCUGUCCCGCCAGGGCAAGGUGCGCCUUGCCAAGUGGUUCACCACGCUGUCUCCCAAAGACAAGGCUAAGAUUGUCAAAGAUGUCUCACAGCUUGUCCUCGCCCGCCGAACACGCAUGUGCAACUUUCUCGAGUAUAAGGAAACAAAGAUUGUGUACCGCCGCUAUGCGUCGUUGUUUUUUAUUACCGGAUGUUCAUCGGACGACAACGAAUUGAUUACCCUUGAAAUCAUCCACCGCUAUGUCGAACAAAUGGACAAGUACUACGGCAACGUUUGCGAGCUAGACAUCAUCUUUUCCUUCACCAAAGCAUAUUAUAUCCUUGACGAGCUGCUCCUGGCCGGCGAGCUUCAAGAAAGCAGCAAGAAGAAUGUUUUACGGUGUAUAGGGCAGCAAGACUCCCUGGAGGAUAUGGAGUAUCUACCAGUUCAAGAUUUCGAAGCCGUCACGAGCGCGCUGAACUUCAAUACUCCCGAUUGCAACGUUACCGGCGGCUGCGACUUGUACACAACAAAGUCGACUGGUUCCGACAAGAAACUCUACAAAAAUAUCGACAAGGACCUCGACUCACAACAUGCUGCCUUGCUGAAGCUUGGCGCUAGCCUAUCACCGCCAGAUCGUGAGCACAUGCUGGCCACGUCGCCCAGUAUGCAACUAUUUUCGACAUCGAGCGCCUUCGGACCACUGUCAGAGCUAUCCAGUAGGAGGACCUUUGCCUAUUUGAUCGCAACACUAAACGCCAGCCACCCGCACUAUGACUUUUCGCACGUCCUGAGACCCAACGACUUCAAGCGGGAGAGGAAUUUGCGCCGCGUCAUGGCAAAUCUUGACUCCAUUCUGCAAAACGUGCGACCCGGAUUCGAAGCGACAUCCUUUGACUCAUCCCUGGGAAGCGACUCGAAUUCGGUGUGGGGCACACAAUGCUGGUCCUUGAUAGACAAAGAAAUGCGUCUUAACGAGUGUACGAUAUUUAGCUAUCAACCCGACCCGGAUCCAUUUGAAGAAGACGAAAGUGCCAUUUGGGCAGUCCAUUAUUUUUUCUUCAAUAGGGCUUUGAAGAGAGUUGCGUACCUCUAUGUCCGUGUCGUGCCGGUCGUGUCGUCGGCCAGCCCGACGCUGCGACCUAUGCGGCUUGGUCAGGCCAAAAGAAACGCCGACUUUGACGCCGAUGGCGCAACGAAACGAGCAAACUACUGGCUCGGUGAUAGGCAGGCCGAGUUGGUCAGUGCCCUGGAUGACGGCUUGUUUUGGAACAGAGGAGAAGAUGGGGAUUUGGUCCUAUUCUCUGAUGAUGAAUACGAAGAAGGGGUUGAAGAUGUCGACCUGGCCGACGACGACGACGACGACGGCGAGGACGACGACGCGCAUAUGCCGGACAAGGAUAGAUUGAUGAGCGAAGAUGUUGCCGGGCGAAUGGAGAUUUAA
This is a messenger RNA of Metarhizium album ARSEF 1941, 1446 nucleotides long. Its product is annotated as mitogen-activated protein kinase MAF1. The record is from RefSeq and is a predicted model, not a curated record. Lineage: Eukaryota; Fungi; Ascomycota; Sordariomycetes; Hypocreales; Clavicipitaceae. The coding region runs from base 1 to 1446 and encodes 481 amino acids. Gene Ontology annotation, biological process: vesicle-mediated transport; negative regulation of transcription by RNA polymerase III. Gene Ontology annotation, molecular function: RNA polymerase III core binding; clathrin-cargo adaptor activity. The transcript is spliced from 5 exons. Gene Ontology annotation, cellular component: AP-1 adaptor complex; nucleus.